AUGGCGGAGGACUUUGUGACAGGGAUGGCGACGACUGCCAUCGGUGCCUUCUCAGAAAAACUGUACGUCAGACAUGUCAUCAGAGAUCAACAUGUCUGGACUCAUGCGGCCAGGCCGUUCGCUGGCGGGAUCAACGCGAGCCAGGCCGGUCCUUCCGGAGGAGUCAACACCAACCUGCUGGCCGGUUCAGCCACUCGGACCCCGGUCCGUCCCGGCGCCGCCGCCGCCCCUGCAGCCCACCCCCAGCUCAACCUCCGGGAGAUGGAGCGUUUCAUGCCGAUCGCCAGCGUCACCCGUAUCAUGCACAGGGCCCUGCCAUUGCAUGCAAAGAUUUCCGAUGAUGCUAGAGAGACGAUCCAGGAGUGCGUGUCGGAGUACAUUCGCUUCAUCACUGGCGAGGCCAACAAGCGGUGCCGGCGGGAGCAGCGCAAGACCAUCACUGCCGAAGACGUGAUCUGGGCCAUGGGAAAGCUUGGCUUCGACGACUAUGUCGCCCCCCUCAGUCUGUUCCUGCAGCGCUACCGAGAGAGUGAGGGUGACCAGUGCAUCGGUGAACAUUUUCCGAUCGUCAAGCAUCGUCGCCACCCGCAGAUGAGUGACACCAUCUGCGCUCCACCGGUCCUUUCACGGCCUCUUGUAAUAUGCUUGUCGACGCUGCCGCUGCCAACUCCAUCGGGCCUCAUCAUGCCACCAACUGCGCCCCCUCCUCGCAUCAACCAUCUCGUUGACAAAGGCUCGGGAGCAGGCUACUUCCUCGGGAUGCACGGGGAUGGGGACGGUGCCGGGCCGAGCAACUCCGAGGCUCCGCCCAUGCUUGACUUCUUUCCCUAGAAGUCGUCGAGUAGCAUGUAUG
Molecule: messenger RNA, 853 nt
Organism: Phoenix dactylifera (date palm)
Lineage: Eukaryota; Viridiplantae; Streptophyta; Magnoliopsida; Arecales; Arecaceae
Source: RefSeq, a predicted model, not a curated record